This is a messenger RNA of Rhinocladiella mackenziei CBS 650.93, 1494 nucleotides long. RefSeq lists its product as uncharacterized. The transcript is spliced from 3 exons. NCBI's taxonomy places the organism in Eukaryota, Fungi, Ascomycota, Eurotiomycetes, Chaetothyriales, Herpotrichiellaceae. The record is from RefSeq and is a predicted model, not a curated record. Bases 1 to 1494 code for a protein of 497 amino acids.
AUGGCCCCAUCUCCCCAAACUCAGCACAACAAGGGGAGGAUGAAACUUCUUCAUCGUUUCUACGAGCCUUUGGUGCUCCUUUACGUUUUGGAUAAAGUUCAAGGUGACCAUUUCCUUCCAAAUAGUGAUCGACUACCUUUGAAUGAUGCCCCACCCAAGGAACUUCGCCGGCGCUUCUUGUCCUCAUUGUCUUACAUCUGCGAUUACAAGAAAGGAGGAGAUACUAUUACCGCCAUAGGUGCGGCGUCAAACCCACUGACCUAUUAUGUUGCGUGCAACAAGGGCCCUAAAGACAGAGUCAAACCUUUCCUGGAAUCAAUUCUCACUAAACUUGGACUGAUCUUCGAACUUGAUAAAGAACAACGCAAAAAGGUUGCCAAUGAAAUCCUCGAUAUUUGUGCCGAGUUCAGCAAGAAGCGGAUUGAAACAUACUGGGACUUCUUACGAGGAGCGUUGAUGAAAUGCGGUGAAGCGCUGCAGGAUGAUUCUGCCCGGGAUCAACUCAGAGAAAUGAAAGAAAAGCUCACCGAGUGCAGCGAAAAGCCCACUGCUCUUUGUCGCUUCUGUUCAUUUUUGAUGAGACCAGACAGGAUGACAUUUAUAAAGGAAAGGGCCAGAAUCACCGACGAGGACCGCAAUUACCAGAGUUCUUUCGCCAUAGCCAAACAUUAUAUUGGUCGUUUGGCAUUUCAUGUCAAGGUAGUGAAAGUGUUCAUGGAAGCCGCAAUCAGAAUUCCCGAGCUCUUUGUGGAUCCCCAGGUCAUGCUCCUCAAGAGCCCUCAAUCACUGAUUGGGCCACCUCCCCUUCGCAACAAGCUGACCCUUGACGGAUUAGUCAACCGAAUGGCUUCGACUGCCAGAGAUUCUCUUCCGGAGCUCCGGUCUUGUCUAAAGGCUUUGAACCACCAGUUCGACAUCGAACGCAUUGUUCGACAGGAAUACGACAACAAGAAUUUCAAACCGCGAGUUCAUGCGGAACUUAUUGUUCUGGAACACUUUUACCAGAACCGAAACACGUUGCAAUACCUUGGGAAUGAUCCUUAUGUUGGUUGCAGCAAGCCGGCAUGCUAUUGCUGUUCGCUAUACAUUCGGGAACACCCAGCUGGCUUUGAUCCCCCAGCUACUCAUCAGAAAAUCUAUCUGAACUGGUUGCCGCCCACGAGUACUGAGAGUGUCCAAGUGGCAGGCUCGGAUGCCGCUCUGCAUGAAAAGACCAUGCUUAAUAAAAUUGUCCAAUCAAUCAGACAAAGGACAAUGUACCAGAUCAAAACACAGAGUGGAAAACGUCAAUGCCACCCUGAUUCGGUCACAGGAGAUACUUUCUCCACUCGCAUCAUAUCUUCCAUUCAAGAGCUUAUUAACCCUGACGGUGAGGAGGACGAUGAUGACGUGGAUAGGGAUGUGACGGCCGUUGCAAGAGACUUCGAACAUUGGGUAACGGCACGAGAACCUGAUGAGGACUCGGAAGGCGAGGGAGGUGUUCAAUUGCCGUAG